AUGGCUGCGAUGGAGGAGCUCGAGGCGCUUCUACAGUCACUGCAGGCGUUGAAGCCCCCCGGCGUAACAGCUACCAAGAUCAAGGAGAUAACGCAGAAGAGUGUGGACAACGUACAGUCCGAUGUCCUCAUCGUCCAGAAAAUCGCUCAGCAAUUCAAGAAUAGCCCCGCCACCCACAAGCUCGGAGUCCUAUACGUGGUAGAUUCCGUGGUCCGUCAAUGGUUGGAUCGUGCGAAAAAGACUGGACAAGCCGUUUCUCGCAGUGCCGCUCCCGGUACCUUUGCUUCAGGCGUACAGAAGAUCACCGAUAUCUUGCCUCUAAUCAUGACCGAUCUCUCUCAAUCAGCACCGGACAGUCAGAAAGAGAAGAUCUUGAAGCUUGUUGAGAUCUGGGAGCGUGGGCAGACAUUCCCAAAGGAUAUGCUCGCCGGCUUCAAACAACAAUUUAGCAGCCCAAAAGCCAGUAAGAUCCACGCUGGAUUCUCCCUGGACCCGCGUCUGCGUAUGCUGACCACAAACUUUGCAGGCGCUUUUACAGCUACAGCUAGCCCAUCCAAGAACCUCCAGGCAUCACAUCACACGAAUCCCCCGACUAACCCGCCUCCUAUCGCUGCCGCAGCACCACCAGCAACAGUGCCACCUCAAGACCCAAGCGCUCUACUCGCUGUCUUGGCUGGCCUCGCGCCGCAACAAAAUAAUCCGACUAACCCUAUGUCUAUAGCUGCACCCUCGCUGCCGUUCCCUCAGAAUGCGGCGUUCCCUCCGCCACCACCAGGAUUCGCACCGCCGCCGCCCCCUCCGGCACAUGUGGUGAACAAUGUACAACCUAAUGGUAAUGCAGCACAGCCCGGCGGUGUCACUGAAAUGGCAGGUCAGAUACUACAAGCUAUGCAGGCCGGUACCAUCAGCCAAGAACAAGGAUUGCAAGUACUGAACAUGUUGGCUGCGGCUCAAAAUGGUGGCCUUGCCGUCCCGCCAUCGCAGCCUGCAAUUACCAUGCAAGCGCCUCAAAUACAAAAUGGUGCACAGCCAGAUCGCUUUGAACAGAAUGGCAGUAGACUCAGGGAUCGUAGCCGCUCACCUGAUUUCAAUCGACGUCGCCAGUCUCCACGUAGAUCACCCCCAGCACGGCGCGAUAGUCCGACAUAUGGAGUUUACGAUCCAAAUGCAGGCCCUGAAGGGAACGCAGUGAACCGCCAAGAUCGUGGUGAUCGUGGCCGUGGUCGAGGUAGGAAUCGCGGUGGUCGUAAUGAUCAUAAUGAAUACCGUCAACGUACACCUCCGCCUAGACGAGGUAGUGGUGGCGACAACUCGAAGGCGUACCAGAAUGGGUCGCCCAAAUUCAUAGACUGGGACCGCACACUUCCCCGUGACCAUAUCAAGGUUUAUAGCCGUACACUCUUCAUAGGUGGUGCUACUGGGACUGAGUCGGAAAUCCGAAGCAUAUUCAGUCAAUUCGGCAAAGUGCAGAGCUGUAUUGUCAACCAGGAGAAACGCCAUGCUUUCGUCAAGAUGCUGACUCGUCCGGAUGCGCUCGCAGCAAAGGCUGGUAUGGACAGCACUCAGGAUCCGAACGCAUUGGCAAAGGCUCGCCAGACACGAUGGGGUGUAGGUUUUGGCCCCAGGGACUGCAGCGACUAUAAUACCGGCGUUAGCGUGAUCCCGAUCUCCCGACUGACCGAUGCCGACCGUAAAUGGGUAUUGACUGCUGAAUAUGGUGGUACUGGCGGUGUCCCUCUCGAAGAGGGCAUGGUCAUCGAAGAGCCUGAUAUCGAGAUCGGCGCUGGCGUGUCGUCGAAAGCUAUUAGUAGACGAGUACCUCCCGAGGGCGGCCGAGCCCGUGGUGGCUUCCGGGGAGGACGAGGCGGCGGUGGCCUUGAGGAUAACAACAAUGGCUUUCGCCGCGCCGAACAACGCCCUGCUAGACACGAUACGCGCCAUAUCUCGCCACGCGCGGAGCAAGGCGUUGCUGUACCUCCCUCCGUGCCUGGCUUCGGCUUCCAGCUUCCCUUCCAGAUGGGAUAG
Didymosphaeria variabile is the source of this 2025-nucleotide messenger RNA. RefSeq lists its product as uncharacterized. The record is from RefSeq and is a predicted model, not a curated record. Gene Ontology annotation, molecular function: pre-mRNA binding; U6 snRNA binding. Lineage: Eukaryota; Fungi; Ascomycota; Dothideomycetes; Pleosporales; Didymosphaeriaceae. Bases 1 to 2025 code for a protein of 674 amino acids. The transcript is spliced from 4 exons. Gene Ontology annotation, cellular component: U2-type catalytic step 1 spliceosome; U2-type catalytic step 2 spliceosome; Prp19 complex.